Molecule: messenger RNA, 360 nt
Organism: Lichtheimia ornata
Lineage: Eukaryota; Fungi; Mucoromycota; Mucoromycetes; Mucorales; Lichtheimiaceae
Exons: 1
Coding region: 1-360 (119 amino acids)
Source: RefSeq, a predicted model, not a curated record
AUGAGCAUCGUGAAGUUCAAACAACUGGACACCGGCCUUGUCAGCACGUACAGCGGCAUCGGCAUACUUUUAGACGGGAUCCUUGAUUUACUCUUUGCUCAAUGCAUUUGGUUUGCCAUGGUUGUCAUCAGCGGAAGGACCAGUCGGAUUCAGUUACAAGACGUGGAUCAAGCAAAAGGAGGGUGCUUUACGACCGCCAUGAUUAAGUUGAAGACCAGCUACAGUGCCUUGACAUCCACCACACGCUUCAUAGGAGCAAUUUGUUCAUCUUUCCAAAGACCAGAAACACGACCAAGUGGAUCAACAGCUGUGAACUCCAUCAUGACCAAAGCAGCACCACGCGAAGCAAACGAAAAGUAA